AUGCUCAGCAUGUCCAGCAAUUUUUUUCAGGCAAAUAAGAAAAAGGGACAAGCAGGGCAGCAGCAGGGCCAAUCAGCCAGGCCGUCGCUGGAAGAUGCGGAAGACUUCAGGCCGGCAUUACGCAGCUCUCUGGCUAGUUAUCUCAGUGGCAAUGAAUGCCAAUAUCGAGAUGGAGUUGAUACUCAAUUGAUUGAUACUCGGUCAAUUGACAGCAAAUGGCUGGCCUUCUUUGCUUGUCUUUUCUUCUUCCUCUUCUUCCUUUGCCAGCACAGCCAGACAGACUCCACAGACAGACAGCAGAGAAGCAGACUGAUAGCUGGACAGCAGAGAGACAGCAGAGAGACAGCAGAAGAGAAAGAUAGACAGUCAAUUUGCUGCAGUUGUUCUUGCUGGCUGUUGGCGCGCCCUGACUCCGCGAUACGCCAGAAAACUCUGCAGACAGACUCCAGACAGAGACAGAGACUCCAGACAGCAGACAGCAGACAGCAAAUACAGAACAGGAGACAACAGGCAGGAUACAGAAUAGGAUACAGGAUACAGAGAGGAAGAGGAAGAGGAUAUUAUUGGAGAGAGAAGACGGCGUUGGUCGACUUGGACGCUGGAUUACGAGCCGGGAUGUCCAUCACCUCGCCCUCCGCCUCUGCAAAGAAGGCCAUCCACAAGAUUGACAUCGCCCAGGUAGGCCUCGUUUCUUCUUCUUCUUCUUCUUCUUAUUCUCUUCUUCUUCAGUGGCUAACAGUUGUACAGGUCUCGCUGAAUCUCCAGGACCGGCUGGGACUCGCCAAAGUCCGCUACGAGCGUCUUCACGGCCUCCGCAGAGACAGCGACUCAGACACCGACAGCCGCCCCCAGAGCCAGCAGCAGCAGCAGCAGCAGCAGCAACAGCAACAACACCUCUACGGCCAGCACAAUGGCUUCCCCAGCGAGACAGGCUCCGACUGCUCCUCGUCGGACUCGGCAGACGCCCGCUACUCGACGCCCUUCACCUCCUCGCCCGUCCGCUCCCCGAUGCUGAGCAGGGAGCUGCCCCGGUCCGCCCGCAGCAGACAUGCCGCCACCUUCGACAUCAAGACGAUGCAGUGCAUGACCUCGGGCGGCAGCUCGCGCAAGAGACGGCGCUGUGAUCCGGCCAUUGCACUCGCAGCAGCAGAGAGAGGAGACUCGGGACGCCGCCGUCAGACCGUCCCCAAGAUGCCCCGGCUCUCCUUCAACGGCGGCAGCAGUGCCUCCGCUGCACCGCACUCCUCCCCCUUGCUCAGACGGCAGCACCAGCGACGGACCUACCAGGCCAUGCCCUCCUUCGUCUCCGAGACAGACACCAUCCCGGAUCCCGACAUCGACAGCACCGACAUCGAUCCCCAGCUAUCAUCCCGGCGUCAUCAUCUUCAUCAUCAUCUUCACGAAGAAGACGAAGACCACCACCAACAACAACAACAGCCAUGCACGCCGCCUCCUCGACGCAGCCGCUUCACCCACGCAGACGACGACGCUGCAGCUUCAGGCUCCGGCGCAGACCUGCUCCUCUACCUCGCCAACUCGCCCACUCCAGCAACCAUCAACGGCAAGCCUGCCACUACAACGACAGCAACGACAACAACUACUAUUACUACAACCACUGCUAGCGGCAACGACUUCCUCCCCUCGACGCCGCCAACCCAGCACGCCGCUCCCUACCAGCUGCUCUCCACGCCCACGCCCUCCCAGCCCUUCAACUUUGCAGACUUUGUCAACGUCACUCCCAGCCCGGCCCAGCGAGGAUGGUCUGCCUCCAACGGCACCUCUCGCACCCCGCUCACCACCGCCACCGCCGCUGCCGCUACUACUACUACUAAUACUACUAAUACUACUGCCUCUGCGUCCGGGGGAGCUGUCUCGCGCACUCCUCGCACCCCUCGCACCACCAAGGACGUCCGCAAGAGACUCAACUUUGACGCCCUCGCGCCCCCCAGCCCCGUCAGAGGCUCGACCAAGCGUCACAACACUUCUACUCAUGCUGGCCCUGCUUCGUCUGCUGCGGCCGGUCUAGCACUACAGCUCGGCGAGGAGUUGCCCAUAUAA
Molecule: messenger RNA, 2058 nt
Organism: Trichophyton verrucosum HKI 0517
Lineage: Eukaryota; Fungi; Ascomycota; Eurotiomycetes; Onygenales; Arthrodermataceae
Exons: 3
Coding region: 1-2058 (685 amino acids)
Source: RefSeq, a predicted model, not a curated record